AGUUUUCUAUCAUUCAAUGCAACAAAGUAAUUUACGCUAUAUAUUGUUAGGACAAUGCCGUUCAUGAAAGAAGACUAUUUGCUGAAAGCUAUCAAACACUUUUCCAAAACUGAUUACUUUUUAAAAGAAGAAAGAAAAAAAAACUGGUUUUUGAGAAGGAUAAAAAAAUUCGAGAAACGAUAUAAGAAAUCAAAAUCCCAAUCCCUUUUUACAGGUACAAAAUCGGAACUAAAAUCAGCACUCGAGAUUGUUUUUAAAAAGGAAAUGGAUGGCAGUGGAUUUGUCUGUAUACGCAAAAACCACAGUAUUAUAAAAGUGUUUUUGAUGAUGUAUCUAUACUAUGCCAUGGAAUCCGUGUCAGACCAGUUAUAUGAUAUCUUAGGAUCAGUAAACCUAAGAUUUGGAUAUGCAAUCUCCAUUGAAAAAAUGUUACUGGAAACCAUAAUCGGCACCAAAAAAGACCUUAGAGAACUCUUAAUUUUGAGCGGAAGUAUCCAGAAUGAUGAGAACGUCAAAAAGGCUCAUAUAGUUACCCGGGGAGAAGAAUGUCUGUCAAUGAUUCAAUCCCAUUUUAAAAUGGUUUUACCCAUCAAAUCUUAUUUUGUAUUGGCCCAGUUAAACGAAGAGUAUAUACAGCUUACCUUGAAUCAAGUCGUUCAAACAGUGACAGAUGAAGAAGAUGCGGCAUCUAUUAUCAUUCAAGACGAAAUAAUAUUAAUUAUAAGCAUUUAUGAUUCCUUAUGUGAUCAUAUAUGGAAGCAUAUUGCAAAUAUAAGUGCGCUUAUAACUCCUUGUGAGGAACACGAAGAAGAUAAUCAUGUACUUAAAUAUUGUCUUUCAAAUGAAGGUUAUAAAUCGUUUAAAUCCCACAUGAAAAGACACCUUUUAAAAAAGGUGGUAACUCCUUUCGAUAUGAAAGACAAAAUUCAGAUUAGCGACAGUUGCAUGUGCAGCCUGCAACUAUCAACACGCGAUAUCAUUGAAAUAGCUCUCAAACCAUUAAUGCGAAAUAUUGCCAACACUGUAUCAUCUUCACUAGUCAAUAAGAGCAUGUUUGGAAACUAUACUACUAUAUCUUAUUUAUUCGCUUCGGUGUAUUUUAAGUAUGGUCCAGAAUUUACACUAGAAUCUAUCUUAGCAGAAGAACUAAAAAGUAGCAUUGAGCUAAAAGAAGUCGGGACACAGAGUUAUACCAUGUUGAAUUCGUUUCAUCAUUUGUUGGAAGUGGGUCAGCGGCCAUAUUCGUACACAAGUUUUUUGAUGGGUCAACUACACCAAGUCUCAAAUGAGACAUAUGGAUUUUAUGUGGAUACAGUUUAUAAUCCAAAUGCAACGUUGUACUACAAAAAUGACACUGCAAAUACUAUAAAAAAUGGUCAUGCUGCGAUACUAUUGAAACGAGGCCAAGUAAUCGACUCAGUUGGAUUAAAAAAGAUAUUCUAUAUCAAACAAGCAUACGUUAAUACCUAUGGCACUGGUGAUAUUGAGAUUGUAUUUAUAAGAUGGAGGCAAGCUAUCGAGCCAAAAGAUACCAUCUCCCUAGAGUCUCAUUCGUAUGAUAUGGUGAAAUCCGUUACUGUAAGCUACGAUAGUGAUGAUUAUGAAGCAAACCUUCCGCUCUUAAUCACAUUGCGAGCCAAGAAUUACUCCUCUUUUCUUCAGUUUUCUGCAAAGCUGGUUGGCCAAGAUGAUACUUCCAAAAGACAAGAUUUCAUUGAUUUAGGGGAACCGCUGACUUUAGCAAGAUUUUGAUGCUUUCAAUUGAAACCAACAAAUUAAUAUCGCACGAGCAUUUCGAACUACCUCAAAUGACAUUUCCUUUAAAUUUAACCCCAUGACGGGUAUAUACA
Messenger RNA from Mucor mucedo, 1850 nucleotides. RefSeq lists its product as uncharacterized. The transcript is spliced from 3 exons. The coding region runs from base 55 to 1752 and encodes 565 amino acids. NCBI's taxonomy places the organism in Eukaryota, Fungi, Mucoromycota, Mucoromycetes, Mucorales, Mucoraceae. The record is from RefSeq and is a predicted model, not a curated record.